CCGCCUCCCACGCCCUCCCGCACCUUUCCGCGCCCCUGUCGCGCCGUCUACAUGCCUGCACCACCGUGAACGUCGCCAUCUUCCGCAACUCUUUGUUUGCGCGCGCUGCACACCACCGCAUAGCCGCUCGCCAUGUCGCCGCCGCCCUCCGCGGUCAACGCCCAGCUGCGGCAGCUUAUACACUACCACCUCGACAACGGCUUUACCGAGAACGCCCUCUUCCUCGCCGGCCGCCUGCAUGCCCUGGACACACGCAACCCUGACGCUGCGCAUUUGCUGGCGCUCUGCAACCUCCGACUGGGAAGAUACAAAGCUGCCUUUGAGCACUCCAAGAACAAGGCAGCGCAGUUGCAGCACCUGGGGUGCGUCUACACAUUUGCGCAAGCAUGCCUGAGCCUUGAGCGUUUCGAGCUAGGCGCUACAGCGCUCGAGAAGGCCAGGGGACUGUGGCAUGUGCGCAACCACUGGAACAAGCACUCGGAUACGUCAAGACAGCAUGUGCCAGACGCGGCAGCGUGCUUCUGUCUGCUGGGCAAGCUUUGGGCAGCAUACGGCGACACCAAGAAAGCCAUCGAAUUCUACGUCGAAUCGCUGAAGCUCAACUCGUUCAUGUGGGAUGCCUUCACCGGCCUCUGCGACAUCGGCGCCGUGGUUCGACCGCAGAACGUCUUCAUCAUCACCCCGGCCAUGCUUGAAUCGAUAUCGCAGGCUGCAUCACUACAGAGCAACUCGGAAAGCGACAACCCCUUUGUCUCGAGACCGAACGAUGACCCGUUCAACCCGUCCACACGGCAGCGCGGCGACGUCGGACUCAGCAUGGGGGGAACAAACCUGCUUUCAAAGCUGAACGGCCGAAACCCAGCGCUUAACGGGCGGCACCACAACGUCGAGACUCCUGUGGCUAACAGCCAGGAACCUGGCGACGAGGACUUGAUGAUGGGCGAGGGCGGAGGCCCAGUCAUGACAGAGCGAGGGCCAGCAGACAUUCUUCACGCACCAGGGCGGAAGAUCAGGAUGCAGCCAUUUGCGCCCGUAGAAGACCCGCCUAGAAUGCGGCCAAUCACGUCAAGAAUGCGAACGAAAACAAACCCUUCAGAUAGCGAGCAGACGGACAUACCACGACCGAUGCACCAAAACGGCCAUAAGAGGACUGUCUCAGGCCACUCCACACAUACACAACCCACACAAGCUUCGCAGCAACAUGCAGUCGACCUCACAGCCGCGCCACCGCGUAGAAGCGCUCGGUUGUUCAACUCUAUCACCUCGAUAGGAUCUGCUCGUACGACAAGUCGGCCACCAGGCACAGCCCUCAUCAGAGACCCUGAGGCGAGAGAGCGACGAGAGUUGCGGAAGGUCAGGGCUACAGGAACGAAGGGGAGGACAGGUACCACCUCGACUGUAGGGCGAGUGGUUAGCGGCAAUCGCAAACCUACUUUGGAUGCUACCGAGCCUCAAGAGCCCAAGCCUCGACCACUGAGCGCAGCAGCAAUAGCACCACCACCAGCUCUUAAGACGGCACACUCGACGGAGACAGCACGCGAAGAAGACGCGCUUAGAUGGCUUCUGGACCUACUGCACAGGAUCGGGUCAGGAUACAGGUACCUCAGUCGCUACGAGUCGGUAAAAGCCCUGGAAGCGUUUGCGUCUGUACCAGCUGCGCAGCGCGACACUCCGUGGGUACUUGCGCAUGUCGGCAAGGCACAUUACGAACGCGCACAGUACGCAGAGGCAGAGAAAGCGUUCAAGAAGAUCCGAGAGAAGGCGCCCUCCUAUCUCGAACACAUGGAGGUGUAUUCCAACACUCUGUGGCAGAUGAAGAGCGAUGUAGCAUUGGGUCACCUGGCACAUACUCUGAUGGAUCAAGAUCGCCUAUCGCCACAGGCAUGGUGUGCCCUUGGCAACGCGUCGUCUCUCGAGCGACAGCAUGACGACGCAGUCAAGUGCUUUGUGCGAGCCACGCAGUUAGAUCCCAAGUUUGCGUACGCUUUCACUCUGCAGGGUCACGAGCACAUGGCCAAUGAAGAGUUCGACAAAGCUAUGCAGGCGUACCGGAACGCGAUCAGUGCUGAUAACAGGCACUACAACGGCUGGUAUGGUCUCGGAAAUGUGUACGAGCGCAUGGGCAAGUUCGAUGUUGCUGAAAAGCACUACAAGGCUGCAGCCCAGAUCAAUCCAAACAACGCUAUGAUCGUUGUUAGAAUUGGAUUGGUUCUCGAUCGCAUGAAGAAGAUCGAUGUCGCCCUCACACAUUUCAACGCCGCCGUGACACUCGAUCCACGGUCUAUUAUGGCGCGUUUCCGCAGAGCGCAGACGCUGCUUAAGCUAGAACACACCGAAGAGUCCCUCAAGGAUCUCUUGUGUUUGAAAGACCUUGCACCUGAUGACCCCAACGUUCACUUCCUGCUUGGCCGUUGCUACAAGAAGACCCGAGACCGCGCGAACGCGAUCAAACACCUCACGAUUGCGAUGAAUCUGGAUCCCAAGUCUCAUGGCGUUAUCAAGGAGGUCAUGGAGUCUAUUGAGCAGGAUGAUGAGGGUGGUUGGAGUAGUGAAGAGGACAGAUGAGUGAUCUCAUCGAUCGAUUGCUU
This is a messenger RNA of Boeremia exigua, 2588 nucleotides long. RefSeq lists its product as uncharacterized. The record is from RefSeq and is a predicted model, not a curated record. Lineage: Eukaryota; Fungi; Ascomycota; Dothideomycetes; Pleosporales; Didymellaceae. Gene Ontology annotation, molecular function: protein binding. The coding region runs from base 133 to 2565 and encodes 810 amino acids. Gene Ontology annotation, biological process: cell division. The transcript has 3 exons.